This is a messenger RNA of Drosophila grimshawi, 3818 nucleotides long. RefSeq lists its product as uncharacterized. NCBI's taxonomy places the organism in Eukaryota, Metazoa, Arthropoda, Insecta, Diptera, Drosophilidae. Bases 1 to 3195 code for a protein of 1064 amino acids. Gene Ontology annotation, cellular component: membrane. The transcript has 6 exons. The record is from RefSeq and is a predicted model, not a curated record.
AUGUCGCAACUACCUCAACUAACCUCGCCCCAUUCGAGGCGAUACGCAAUCAACGUCGAUGCAGUUCAGGAAGAUCAACACGCGCUGUCGCCGAGCGCCCCCACAGGUCUCCUCCCACAAAGCGGUGACAUAGUCAGCGCCAUCAUCGUCGUCCUUCUGCUUAUUCUGGUAGACGCGAGGCAAACAGUAAACAGCAACGCCUUCACAUUGGAUUACGCGCAGUUUUACUUUAGACCGGAGCCAAUUAGUGGCCAACAGCAACAACAACAACGACAACAACAGCAACAUCAGCAGCAAGUGCAGCAGCAAUUGCUCGCUCAACAGCAGCAGCAGCUGCAGAUACAACAGCUGCAACAACAACUGCUGCUGCAACGGCUCGAGCGUGAGUUGCAGCAGCAACAGCACCAACAGCAGCUUGCCCAACAGCAGCAGCAAUUCCUGUACCAUCAGCGACAAUACUACGAGCGCCUGAGCACACCCGGGCGCCAUCGUUGGCUCACCAACAGCAAUCACUACGAUUACAGGCCACUGCAUCAGACGCAUCAGCAGCAGCAACAGCAACAGCAACUGCAGCAGCAGCAACAACAAUACAGCUAUUACUUCAGUCGAGGCAGCAGCAGCAGCGGCAGCGGGCUGGGUUUAGGUCUGGGUUUGGGCUUGGGUUUCGGUCUGGGCAGCAGCAAUUUAGCCAGCUGGUACCAUCUGCCCUCCACGUCGGCGCACAUUUACAUUGGCAGCAGCAGCAGUGGCGGCGCCCCAUAUCCGUAUCGGUUAGGAUACAGUGGCGGGGGCUAUCCUGCAGCAGCGCUGAUUAACUUUGACGCCUCACCCACACCGCUGUUGGGAUCGGACAGCAGUUCGCCGGGUUAUCUGCCACCACUGCCGGCACCGGAACUGCCACCGCCACCACCGGCGCCAAGCGUAGCCACCGACUACUAUUUUAGCAGCAGUCGCAGCCGGAGCAGCAACAAUCGUGCGCCCGCAAUAGUUGCUGCCGAUCCCCCGUUUCAGGAGUACGCAGCGGCAGCAGCAGCAGCAGCAUCAGCAGCAGAGGCAGCCGAAGCAGCAGCAGCAGCUGCAGCAGCAACAGUUGCCUCAGCGGCGGCGGACGAGGAGCUACAAGCUGGCGCCUAUCGCUUCAAGACAACGCCACGCCGGCGCUACGACGCGUACGACAACUACGGCUAUCUGCCGGGCCUUGCCAGCACCACCGAGGACGAGGACGAUCUGCUUGAAGAGUGCCUGCCAGCGGCAUUGCUAUCCACGGACUGUGAAAGUCUCGAGGACGUACGCUUCCUCCAAUACAAUAGCAACCACCAUCCGGAGUUCAACGACUACGACGACGACGAGGAGGCGCAGCUGGCGCACAUACUCGACAUUGAUCUGCCCGAUUUUCUACGCCCUUACAGCAGCAGCAGCGGCGGCGGCGGGAGCAGACACAGCCACAAAACGCCGCCGCAAAACGAAUAUCAAACGGAGCACGGCGCCUCAGCCGGAGCAGGAGCGGGAGCAGGAGAAGGAGGCGGAGGAGCAGGCGGAGCAGGCAGCACCAGUGGCGAUCCAGGGAAUCAGUCACACCGUGAAACGGAACAACAUCGCUAUCACCACUACCAGCAACAGCAGCAGCAGCAGCAGCAACAACAACAACACCAACAGCAACACCAACACCACCAGCACCACCAUCAGCACCACCAGCAGCAGCAACUUCUGCCAGGGCAGCAAUCACAACAGCAACAGGCCUAUCAGUCCUAUCAAUACCCUUCGCACGACAGCUGCGAGGGCUUCAAUCAAUUCGCCAACGACGCCAGCAGCUGUCUGGGCAACCAGAGAAUGAUGGUUAGCAAAUUGUGGAACAGCUGCUUUCCGGAGUUCACGCCGGACCAUGUUCAUCGGCACAACUUCUACGUGUGCCAGUGGCAGCGGAAUACGCAGGUGCGUAUUGUGUAUUUGUUCUAUCGCUGGAUAACAGCGAUAACCUGUUUGGCGGCAUUGGUCUGCUCGCUGCUGGACAUUGGACGGACAGAGGAGCACUUUGAGCACCACUAUGCCAAGUGGUGGAUCUAUCUGACCCACUGGGGACUGCUCUUCUGUACGGUGCAGGCAUGGCUGGCCGCCUGGAUAGUCACCCAGGGCAUGAUGGUGGAGCGUGAGGACUUUGAGAUUGUGCGGCAGGCGAAGAAGAGUCGUCUGCACCACCUGUACUGGGUGCUCUACACCUGUGCUACAGUUUACGCCUUUAUUGUCACAAUGUGCUACUGGCUGCUGGUCCACAAUCCGGACAUCCACAAGAUUGACACACUGAACAUAAUGGUGCACGUGCUGAAUACGAUUAUAAUGCUCAUCGACUUGGCCAUUGUGGGGCAUCCGAUUAAGAUGAGCCACGCCUACUUUACUACAGGCAUUGGACUGGCGUAUGCAAUCUUUACGGGUAUUUAUUUCUUGGCCGGCGGCACAGACAGAAAAAAUCAAACUGCCAUCUAUCCGAUGAUGGACUGGACCAAGCCAGGCAAGGCCAUCAUUGUGACUGCGUGUGCCAUCAUCUUCACGUUCUUUGUGCACUUCUGCUGUUAUCUACUCUAUCGUGGACGCGUCUGGCUCUUCACCAAGCUCUGCAUACGCGGACGCCACAAUCGUGAUGGUGAAAUGGGCGAGGGACUCAACGAUGAUUCUGGAUCGCGCAUGGGUGCUGGCGGUGGUGGUGGUGGUGGUAUCAGUGUUGGAGGUGGUGUCGUUGUCGGUGGUGGUGGUGGUGGUGGAGGCAGCAUUGGUAUUGGUGGCGCAGCUACUAUAGUUGGCGGCGGCGGCAGCAGCCAGGACUAUGCUCAUCAGCAGCAGUAUCCCAUUGCGCAUACGGAGCAACCGCGCCCAAUUUCACAGCAGCCGCCAUCCAGCUACCAGCUGCCUCCACAGUAUUCGGGCUAUCUGCAGCAGCCGGUGGUCGCCGGCGUCAAUGUGGGCGUGGUCAGUGCGGAUGGUGUUUAUCAGCCGAUUGGCACAGAUACGGGACGCACCAGUGGAGGCGGUGCUGGAGUCGGCAGCGGCAGCGGUGUUGAUGGCAUUGGCAAGCACAAGGUCACCGGUUCCGGUUCCGGCUCUGGCAGCGGUUCGGCACUGACACGUACUGUGGCCCAUUUGGAUGCUGCACAGCGGGAGCAGUUCCUCAAUCCCAACAAGAUCGUCGAGUAUAAGAUGUAAAGGCGUUGUACCCGGCACCGGUAUACGUUCCGCUUGUCCAUGAAGUUUCUGGAGAAGCACUGUGCGCAAUGUGAGGCGGCGCGUCUCGCGGUCAGCGAAGAGCAGCGCCAUCUGGCGACGGCAGAAUCUCACGCGCACAGUGGUUAGUUUAAGAUUUGCUUUCGCUGUUUGAUUUCCAAUCCAUCUGCCAGCCACUUACGAUAGAUAGUAUGUAUGCUAGCCUAGUAAGAGCGCUUAGUAUUCGGUAAUUGGUAUUUAGUAUUUGGCACUUGGGCAUUUGGUAUUGUAGCCUGUGUAUUUGGUAUUCGUAGCUGUAAAGUAGUUUCGUAAUUUUGUAAAGCUUUGCCAGUGUAUUUUUUUUAAGGGUUUUUUGUAAGUGUAGCCGCAUUGCCAGCUACAGUAGUAAUUCGUUUUGUGUACCAGCGCGCCCGCCCAGCACGAGCGUUCGCAUAAGCGCAAUAUUUAUCUUUAAACUAUUGAUGUAUGUAGUUGUCGUAUCCUUUAUAGAGUAUAGACAGACUCAUCGAUUUUGAGCAAUUUCAAACAUUUUCAAUGGACUAAGUUGAACAUUCUUAUGUUACAACUACACACACACACACACGCACACACACACGCCCCCUCCC